This is a messenger RNA of Medioppia subpectinata, 1671 nucleotides long. Lineage: Eukaryota; Metazoa; Arthropoda; Arachnida; Sarcoptiformes; Oppiidae. The record is from the annotation of a GenBank genome assembly.
AUGUCAUCGAGAAAAUUGACCAUAUUGUUUGCUCCAAUGCACUACGUGGGAGCCGUAAACUCCAACGUGGGUAUGGCUGAAGUGCUCCGGGAGUCCGGCCAUCGUAUAGUGUUUGCCAUAAGCCAUGACUGGAGGGUACGACUCGAGUCCAUGGGCUUUGAGGUGCGAGUAAUGGGUAACACAACGGUUACUGCGGGCCAGCAAUCCAUGGACUCUAUGGACAGUAACGCCGAGUCGGCCGCCUCUAACGGCAUACUCGACGACAGGACACCUCUGGAAAAGGCCCAACGGGUGAUCACAAAAGUAUUGUCCGAUAAGAUUACCCUGGUUGAAACUGAAAAUGACCCACAUUAUCGCGAGAUUAUUAAGUCGGUGGCGCCUGAUGUUAUUAUCACCGAUCAUAUGAUGACUGUGCCGGCGAUCGUAACCUCCGGCAUACCCUGGGUGUUCAGUUGGAGCAAUAGCCCACUGUCGCUGGAUUGGGUCGUUGACUGUCCACAUGUGCCCCCAUCCGCCCUAGGUUUGCCAAUAAAUAGCGACAGAAAACUGUGGGACAAAUAUCGGGCAAUAAUUAACGAAUGUAAAGCCAAGUCGUGGCCGCAAUACAGAGACUGGAUGGUAGGGUUGGGCUGUCCGGCCCCCGAACCCUACCAGAUGUGGCUGCCCUCGCCUUACGCCACCUUUUAUAUGACACCUAAAGAGCUGGACUACACCGACAGGCGUCCACUGCCCGACACUUACCACGGGUUUGACUGUUUCAAGAGGUCCGGUGCCGACGAACCGCCCUUUGAAGUGCCCGAUCAGCUCAGGGAGAGGUCCGGAGGGUUGAUGUACCUGUCGUUGGGCUCUAUGGGCAGCUUUAAUACUGAGCUGAUGGCCCGGUUGGUGGGUAUUUUGGCUAAGUCUAGGCACAGGUUUAUUGUGUCCAAAGGUGUACAUCACGAUCAGUAUGAGUUGCCGGGCGUUAAUAUGUGGGGCCAGAGGUCUGUGCCGCAGAUCCGAGUGCUCCAGACGGUGGAUGCGGUCAUAACGCAUGGCGGGAAUAAUACGUUUGAUAACGCACAGAGGGUUCACGAGUUGGGUUAUGGGGUAAGGCUUGACCCCUACCAGUGCUCAGAUAGGGAUCUGUUAGAUGCGGUCGACAGAGUGCUGUCCGAUAGAGGGAUGAGUGAAAAGUGUCGAAAGGCAUCAAAACGUAUUCAAAGAGAUAGAAUGUUGAAAGCAUUGAGCAAUUUAUGUGCCGCACGUUUUGCACGAUCUGUCGUACGUCCGACCAAUACGUUAGCGGCGAUCGGCAUAAGUGGCGCCUCCGAGCCGUCGUAUUCACCCGACUGGCCAUGGCCUACAGCGCACGGAUUGAUCAUGUUGAUUGUGUGGAAUGUGACAGCUUUGACCACCAUGUACACCGGUUUGGGCAUGGUCAUGUUUGGUUUUAGCAUGUGGUACGGCUCGGCUGCUUAUUUUAAAUACAAGUUCAACGAGAUUACAGUCGAUAUACUUUCGGCCAUUAUGGCGGGUAAUGUGCGCCACGUAUUGGCCAUAACUCAUGAGCACAGCUAUUGGGAGAGACAGGUCCGGGAGGCGGACCACUGGUACCGGUGCCUCGUAUUUGUUAUCUAUUUCGUGGGCACAGUUGGCCUAUUGUUAACAUUGUACGGCACAUAUCAUGAA